Molecule: messenger RNA, 2693 nt
Organism: Homarus americanus (American lobster)
Lineage: Eukaryota; Metazoa; Arthropoda; Malacostraca; Decapoda; Nephropidae
Product: cingulin-like
Exons: 13
Coding region: 129-1712 (527 amino acids)
Source: RefSeq, a predicted model, not a curated record
UAAAGUGUGAAGAGUAUUAGAUGUGUAUUAAGUCACCCGGGCUUUAACGUUAUCCUCGAGACCUUUAACCUGACAGCAUGCAGCAGCAGCAGUAAUACGGGCAUAAUACAUUGUGUCUGCUAAGAAGUAUGGAUGGCGAUGACAGUGUCAUUGAUGAUGAAUGGACUGGUUUGCGUCGGAGAUUUAGCAUUGAAGGAUUGGAAUGGGAGACGCAGGACCCCAGCUCACGGACUCUCCAUGUGUGGCGUUGGGUGGUGGAUGCAGAAGCCAACUUGAAGGCUGCUCGUCAUAUCAAUGACAAGUUGAGGAGACAACAUGAUGAGGAAAAAGUGGAACUGGAGGAGUACACCGAACUCUUGCGCGUCAAGUGUGAAGACCGGGUGAAAGAACUUGAUGAUGAGGUCCGAAGCUUAAAGGAAGACUUGGAGGCUCUGCUGGCGGGGACACAAGCAAUCUCGGCCAUGCUUCUGAAGGAGGGAUUAGAUGAUGUGGCUCAGGGCUCACUUGGAGAACAGAUUGCAUACUUGCUCGUAGAGAGGUCAAAACUGAAUGAAGAGCUUACCAUUGCUCGAACCAGACCUGCCUCUGACCGUGAGAAAGACUUGACAACACAGCUCAUCAAGGCCAGUACAGACUUGGAGUUGCUAAAGCGAACACAUCAAGACACAAAUUGUCAUCUAACAGAAAUGACUGACAGAGUCUCGCUGUUAGAGAAGGCUUCACGUCAGCUGGAACUGGACAAUGAAACAUUGGCCUAUAAGCUUUCUGAGGCCCUGGCCGAGAUAGAGGAUAAUGAAGGCCAACUCCGCCGGUACUCCAAGAAUCCCCAUUUCAGACGGGGAGAAUCACCGCGUACAAGUCUUCGCAGCCAGGAGGAAUAUGGAGCCUCCAGCCUGAGGAGCCUACCACUCGCUGACAAUGUAUUCUCGCGUGAGGACUGUCAGAGGCGAAGCUUCCAAAGGAGAGACUCUUCAAGGAAUAGCGGCAGACAAAAGAAAUCUGAACCUCUUAGACCAGAGAGGGGCAAGUCACCUAGAAGAAGACAUAGUAGUCGGGCAAGUAGUGUGGGGAGGGAUGGUGUUGAGGCCAGGGAAGCUACACCACAUGCUGAGGAGGGAGAGUUGGCAGUGUCAUCUCUUGGUAAAGGUCACGAUGUGUACGGCACUCGUUGGAACAGCAUUGUGAGUUGUGGAUCUGCCUCUCCUAAGAGACUCCAUUCGUUACUCGAUGAUCAGAUACAAACCUCCAGGAGCCAGAUUACAAUGUUGGAGGAGGUGAAGAAACUUAAGGUUGAGUUGGAAAAGAUUAAGAAGGAUCUUGUGGAAGCUGGAGACAAAUAUGAGUUAAUUGUGAGAAAAUAUGAACUUUACAAAAUUAAGAGUAAAAGUAAAGUUUCUUCAUUAAAGACAAAUUAUCAGUCGGAGCUUGACACCCUAAAGCGAAGGAUCAGCCAACUAGAGGCCGAGGUGAACCUACAGGGAGACCAACUUCAGGGUGAGGAAUCCUUAAGAAAACAACUUGAAGAUGAUCUAUCAAAUAUUAGGACAGAACGCCAAGAGCUAGCCAUGAGGGUACGUGAAAGUGAGAGACUAGCCAGUGAACGUAGCCAAGAGGUUAGUCUGCUUCAGGAGAAAGUCAGACUUGUCCAAGAUAUGAAUAAGGAGCUGAAUGAGAAGCUUCAGGAACUAAGUGUAGCAGCCAUCGUCGGGUAGUAUCAGUAGAGUAACAAACAGUCUUGUGAAAAUGAUACUAUGAAAACGGAACUGAAUGAAAAGUUUGACUAUAUUUCUGUCUGCUGUUAAUGAAUCGAGAAUUUAUUUAGAGAUCAAGUGUAUUUUCUGUAUUAAUCAUCCUUUACUGAAUGUCAUGUACAGAUGUAACUUCUACUUAUAAGUCACAUGUUACAUAGAGUGUUAGAAUUAACUUUAUUCAAACAUUUAAGCCUCAGAUGAUAUUACACUGUACUGGUCUUUGAAAUAUUCUCAUAUUUUACCCACAUUGGGACUUUCUGCACAUUUGACUUUAUACCUAAUGUGUUUAGACAAGAAACUUUUCGCUGGUUGUCUGACAUAUUUGCCAAAAGAGAAAGAAAAAAAUGCUUGCUUGCAGGAAGACCUAUAUAGUAGGUGCUUGAGCUGACCAACUCCUGGCAUUCAAAAUUUUUUUAUCAAUAAGUGUUACUAGAGUGAUGUCUAUACCUAUACAAGUUUUUACAAAUUAUAUCUUCCAACAAUGUGACACAUCUUCCAGUCAUGCAGAAAACCGUACAAAAUUAUCUUACCAACUCUCCGUCCAUGUUUGUGAGCUAAAAUUUUAUAGGUGCUGUUUUUUAUUAAUUUUUUUAAGAAUAUUUAUAGCUUUUGUAAUUUUAAUAUUGUAGAAUAAUUAAGGCUAAUAUUGGUUAUAUGUGAUGUGUGGUGAGGCUGAUGCAGCAAAUGUUGUAGUGAUUUCUACGUCACUUGUAAGCAUUCAUAUUCUCUCAAUACUCAGAUGUUUAUACCCAUUAUCAGUUACAGUAAUGGCUUUUGUUUUAUUUGAGGAUCAUCUUUUGAUAAUCGUCAUUAAUGCAUACAGUGCUGGAUUUAGACCUGUGGAGGCCCAUGGGCAGCCUCUUUGUGGAGGCUCCCCUCAUUAUAACUACCCAAGAGGGUGGGGUGGCGAGUGAAGCGAGCCUAAACAUAUUAUUAGCAACA